Molecule: messenger RNA, 744 nt
Organism: Clavispora lusitaniae ATCC 42720
Lineage: Eukaryota; Fungi; Ascomycota; Pichiomycetes; Serinales; Metschnikowiaceae
Gene: SPC34
Product: Spc34p
Biological process (GO): attachment of spindle microtubules to kinetochore
Cellular component (GO): spindle microtubule; DASH complex
Source: RefSeq, a predicted model, not a curated record
AUGUCGCGGACAGAAAAGCUUCUAGACACCGUGUUGGAACUGUGUCAGAAAAUAAAUACUCUUGAGUUUGCUCCUCCGGGGAUCUUCACGAAUGCAAUAAUCACAAAACCAGAAGUAACGAGUUUAAUACGCGAUGCUUUAGUGCCCGAGCCAAGUCUAUAUCGCAUCACAAAGAAGGCGGCCGAAGGCUCUCAGAGCUACGGCGAGAAUGGAUUCUUUGAACCCAAACCCACGCGAAUAGACGGCAGCUCGAUCUAUGUGGCGCCAGACUUCCAAGAUUGGAACGACGCGGCAGUGAAAGUGCCCAAGUUGGUUUCGGAACCCCUGCUGGAUAUUGAAAGCACUACUUUGGAGUCACUGUCACCUUCAAAGAAACGUAACGCAAACAUUCUUCGCCUAAUCCCGCAGGCGGUUGCUGAAAGUGAAGAUUUUAAUAGCAUCUGUAAUACUGUCCGUCAAGUGGCGGACCAGUACGCGGACACAGAGGGCGCAAACGGUAUUAGGGGUAAAGUUGAUUCCUUACAGGCAGAGUACAAUGAUUUGCUUCACGAAACAGACGAGUUGGAGAAUGUGGUUGCAGAACAGCGAAAGCAGUUGGAAAUAUACAAUGACAGCUUAAACGAACUUCUGCCGCGGCGUGGGAAUAUUUCGCCCCAACGUUCUAAUGGCAUUGACGAGAUGAUAGAGCGAGAGGAACAGGAAAUUCGAAUUCUAGAAGAGGAGUUGAACAAGAGACAAGUAUAA